Messenger RNA from Prunus armeniaca (apricot), 189 nucleotides. NCBI's taxonomy places the organism in Eukaryota, Viridiplantae, Streptophyta, Magnoliopsida, Rosales, Rosaceae. The record is from the annotation of a GenBank genome assembly.
AUGACACCGGAAUAUGAGCUUCCUUAUUACCAUGAUGCUUCUCAGGUGACAUUGGAUAUGGUAAUGGAUGAUGAUAAUUUGACUCAUGUUCUAUGGAAUAGAUAUUCAUACUCUAUCGGGGAUGUCUCUCCUUGCAUUGCAUUUACCACUUAUCAUCAUAGUACAUUUUAUCAUCAUAGUACAUUUUAG